AUGCCUCCUUCCACUAUGAUGGCUUCGACACCAUAUACAUCCUCAUACCUAGCAAUUCGGGGAGUCUCACCUCCAUCAUCGCCCUUAACAGGACCACUCCAAAACUCACUCUCCUCGCAGCAAACUCAUGAACCUUUAGACCCCAGAAUCACUUCCCCAGUAGACCCAUCGAGGUCAACCAGGAAACGUAAGAGAACGAUCACAUCUUCAGCACUAAACAAGCUCUCUUUCCACUCUAAAGGUAUUGUGGGGCUACACAUGAUAGGAGAAUCCCGCAACAUACCAAGUGUACCCAAAAAGGCACCAGCUUCUCACAGUGUCAACAUACAGCAUACCAUGAAGCUUAUCAACGUCCUCAUUAAAAACAAGUCCUUGUUCUACAGAUGUAUGGCUGAGAGCCAAAACGAAGAGGACCAGAACUGUAAGGAUAUGAUGAGAAGAAUAUCGGCUGUAGUAAAAGGAGACAAACGUUUUCAAUCAUGGCAGCAAGUCAAGUCAUGGGUGAGACGACAAUGGAGGAAAGGGCAACAAGGCAAAAAGUCGCGCUUGUCAACGCCAUCGUCAUCAGUUGGAAUGAGGAGAGGGAACGCCACAUCUUCGAUCAAGAAUUCGUUCGAGAGAAACCUUGUGCCGAUCUUAAGGGCUGCAGAAAUGAACAAGAACGCUGGAAGAUUUCUCAGUUCCGUCACAGAAGCAAUAGGUUCGAAGAAGCUGAUACAAAUAUUUCGGCACCAUCUAGCUCGCGACGAGUUGCCGGAGGACAUAGCACCCUUGAUAUUCUCCCCGUUAUACUUGAAGCUUUGCGAGAGACAGAUCCAGAAGGUCGCGAGGGCAAGAAGUAUGACGGCUUAUCCUUACGACUCCGACUCUGACGGAUGGUAUGAGUCUGAGACUAGUUGUGACGUGUUGGCAGAGAAUGAAUACAGGAAUAACGGGGAUAAUGUGGAAGCUGCUAGCGCUUCCUUCCAUGUUCUUCCAUCGAUUGAGAAUGACGACGACGACGGUGUCAUGGAUAACAAUCUUUCUGAGAUGACCGUCAGUGUGGAAAAAACUAUUGAACCUUCGACGCAGACUGAGACACGGCAGCCAGUGAUUCGCAAACAACAGGCGAGAACGAGCAACCAAGCUCGAACAGGGACGAGGGACAGCAACUCCGGCACCGACAAUAAGCGGCGCAGUGAGUCUCAACAUCCAACGCCAUCAGGAUCACAAGGUACAGCAGGGAAAUCGCGUUUUCAACACGUAAUUCGACAAGACGAAGUACAUGUCGGAAGGAAAGAGAGUUCGCGUACUCUCGACAAAAAAAAGGCAGGACUGGUGAUUGGUCCUGCGCCCUAUGUCCGACCAUUCUCCGACCUGAUGUUGUCGACAGCAUUCAUGACACCGGCCCCCGAGGAGGAGUGUCUAGAUCAAGUAGAAGCCCUCCUGCUGGACACGGACGAACGCGGUGCGGACGGAAACACAAAUGCAGACAGCGCAGGUGAAGAGACGCUGGACCUUCCCAACAGCAACACAAGCACCACUACCCAACCAGUCUCGAAAAAGAAGCGACAAAAGAGAAAGAGCAAGCAGCGAAAGAGCGCAAAGAGAGAAAAAGAACAUAGCGACAAGACAGCCACCAACGAGGAUACGAUAGCCAAGGGCACCUAUCCGCAUCACAACAUUGGAAAAGCGCCAUCCCCAUCCCUGUCCCGCGGGAGAAGAACCCCCAAGAUCCUCGCAGACGAGAACCGGAAACAAGCACGCAAGCUAGCCAAGCCGCUCGCAGCGAAGAGCGUGCCCAGCCGCGCGGCUCCUCCUCCGAUCAGGAAAGCGACGUUUCCAGUGUAUAAAGUCCUCCAGCGGCGCGUGGUGCACAAGGAGAUCCAGCCACCGAUGUUCUACAAGAGACUUCGGAGCAGGACAGCACCACGAGCUAUUAGCAGACAACGACAACAACAGCAGCAGCAGCGACACAAGUCGAUUGGGAGCAUGGAAGGGAGAAGCAGACUAGGAGAGAGAAGUAUCAGUGACGACGGCAGAAAAGGCGAACCAACGCUCCCGGGCCUAGAUCUGCUGAGAACGUGCCUGUUGGCGGCUCCAGGAGACCGAAGGAAAUAA
This is a messenger RNA of Xylaria bambusicola, 2100 nucleotides long. RefSeq lists its product as uncharacterized. Bases 1 to 2100 code for a protein of 699 amino acids. The record is from RefSeq and is a predicted model, not a curated record. NCBI's taxonomy places the organism in Eukaryota, Fungi, Ascomycota, Sordariomycetes, Xylariales, Xylariaceae. The transcript is spliced from 3 exons.